Messenger RNA from Hevea brasiliensis (rubber tree), 845 nucleotides. RefSeq lists its product as uncharacterized. The record is from RefSeq and is a predicted model, not a curated record. The coding region runs from base 66 to 671 and encodes 201 amino acids. The transcript has a single exon. Gene Ontology annotation, biological process: defense response to other organism. Lineage: Eukaryota; Viridiplantae; Streptophyta; Magnoliopsida; Malpighiales; Euphorbiaceae.
AUCCUCUAUAAAACUAUAACAAGAAUUUGAUCAUAGAUAACACCAAAACCAUCAAUUCCUUCACAAUGGCUAAUGGUGUUACUACCCAACCACCAGCUGAAGCCAGGCCAGCCCACUCAAAUCUGCUUCGAGUCAUUGCUAUCGUGAUACUAGCCCUGAUAGUCCUCGUGGGUCUAGCUGUGCUAAUCACUUGGCUAGUAAUCAAGCCUAAACAGCUUGUUUACACCAUUGAAAAUGGUACAGUGAGUAACUUCAAACUCAACUACAACCACCUCAAUGCCUCAUUUGAUUUUGGGAUUAGGGUACGUAACCCUAAUAGAAGAAUCUCUGUAUACUACGAUUCUAUUGAUGUUUCUUUAUCUUAUGAUGAUCAAACCAUUGCCUUUAACACCCUGGAGCCAUUUCAUCAACCUAUGGGAAAUGUGACUCAACUGAAGGCAAAGAUUGAAGCUAGAGAUGUUGCAUUGUCUAAUGGCUUGUCUAGAGACCUGAGGCUCGAUAAAGCAUCAGGAAAGGUCCAGUUAGAUGUCAGGAUUCAGGCAAGAACUCGUUUCAAGGUUGGAAUAUGGAAGUCUAAGCAUAAAACUCUGAGAAUUUUAUGUCCCUCAGUGGUUGUGCACUUCACCUCUGCAAAGAUUGCCCAGAGGACUUACUGUGAUAUAGACUACUAAGUGUCAAUGUGAUUUAUGCAUAGGAAUAGCUAUUAUUAGUUAGUUAAUUAUCUAUAUUAUGCAUAGGAAUAGCUAUUAUUAGUUAGUUAAUUAUCUAUUAUCUCUUUUUGUUUUUUCUUCUAUCAUUUCUUUUUAAAUUUGCUUUCUCUUGAUUUUAUUGUUUUUCUUCUUUUU